AUGGCGCGGGAGGAGGAGGAGUAUCCAGACGAGGGGGAGGAGCGGGUGAUAAACGAGGAGUAUAAGGUCUGGAAGAAGAACACGCCGUUUCUCUACGACCUUGUCAUCACGCACGCGCUCGAGUGGCCUUCGCUCACCGUGCAAUGGAUGCCAGAACGCCAAGAGCCUGCGGGAAAGGAUUACUCUGUCCAACGAAUGGUGCUGGGAACACACACGUCGGACAACGAGCAGAACUACCUCAUGCUGGUGGACGUGCAGCUGCCUCUGGACGACACGGAGACGGACGCGCGGCAGUACGAUGAGCAGAGGAGUGACGUUGGGGGAUUCGGUGCUGGUUGCGCCAAGGUGCAAGUGGUACAGCAGAUUAACCACGAGGGCGAGGUGAACAGAGCGCGCUACAUGCCACAGAACCCCUUCCUCAUCGCCACCAAGACCGUCUCUGCUGAGGUGUUUGUGUUUGACUACAGCCGGCACCCCUCAAAACCCCCUCAAGAAGGCACGUGCAACCCGGAUCUGCGCCUGAGAGGCCACAAGACGGAGGGGUACGGGCUGUCCUGGAGCCCCUUCCGCGCCGGGCACCUGCUGAGCGGGUCCGACGACAUGCAAAUCUGCGUGUGGGACAUCGGGGCUGCUACUAAGGCGAAUAAAGUGGUGGACGCCAAGCAUGUGUUCCGGGCUCACACAGGAGUGGUGGAGGACGUGGCAUGGCACUGCCGGCACGAGUACCUGUUUGGGUCCGUGGGGGACGACCAGCAGCUGCUGCUCUGGGACCUGCGCUCCUCUGCUGUCGAUAAACCCGCACAAGCGGUUACCGCGCAUCCUGCCGAGGUUAACUGUCUAUCGUUCAACCCGUUCAACGAGUGGGUGCUGGUGACCGGCUCGGCUGAUAAGACCGUGGCUCUGCAUGACAUUCGCAACCUCUCCAGACGCCUGCACACGUUUGUUCAACACACGGAGGAGGUGUUUCAGGUGGGGUGGAGCCCGCAGAACGAGACCAUCCUAGCCUCCUGUGGGGCAGACAGGCGACUCAUGGUCUGGGACCUCAGCAGGAUCGGCGAGCAGCAGGCGCCAGAAGAUGCCGAGGACGGGCCGCCCGAGCUACUGUUCAUCCAUGGGGGACACACGAGCAAAAUAUCUGACUUCUCGUGGAACGGCAAUGAUGACUGGGCAUGGGUGUGCCCUGCUGACCACGCCACUCCCUCACGGGCAGCUGGGAGUGCGGGUGAUGGGAGUCUCGCUGCUGCUGGGAGGGCUGCUGGUGGGAGUCUCGCUGCUGCUGGGAGGGCUGCUGGUGGGAGUCUCUGUGCUGCUGGGAGGGCUGCUGGUGGGAGUCUCGCUGCUGCUGGGAGGGCUGCUGGUGGGAGUCUCUGUGCUGCUGGGAGGGCUGCUGGUGGGAGUCUCGCUGCUGCUGGGAGGGCUGCUGGUGGGAGUCUCGCUGCUGCUGGGAGGGCUGCUGGUGGGAGUCUCGCUGCUGCUGGGAGGGCUGCUGGUGGGAGUCUCGCUGCUGCUGGGAGGGCUGCUGGUGGGAGUCUCGCUGCUGCUGGGAGGGCUGCUGGUGGGAGUCUCGCUGCUGCUGGGAGGGCUGCUGGUGGGAGUCUCUGUGCUGCUGGGAGGGCUGCUGGUGGGAGUCUCGCUGCUGCUGGGAGGGCUGCUGGUGGGAGUCUCUGUGCUGCUGGGAGGGCUGCUGGUGGGAGUCUCGCUGCUGCUGGGAGGGCUGCUGGUGGGAGUCUCGCUGCUGCUGGGAGGGCUGCUGGUGGGAGUCUCGCUGCUGCUGGGAGGGCUGCUGGUGGGAGUCUCGCUGCUGCUGGGAGGGCUGCUGGUGGGAGUCUCUGUGCUGCUGGGAGGGCUGCUGGUGGGAGUCUCUGUGCUGCUGGGAGGGCUGCUGGUGGGAGUCUCGCUGCUGCUGGGAGGGCUGCUGGUGGGAGUCUCGCUGCUGCUGGGAGGGCUGCUGGUGGGAGUCUCGCUGCUGCUGGGAGGGCUGCUGGUGGGAGUCUCGCUGCUGCUGGGAGGGCUGCUGGUGGGAGUCUCGCUGCUGCUGGGAGGGCUGCUGGUGGGAGUCUCGCUGCUGCUGGGAGGGCUGCUGGUGGGAGUCUCGCUGCUGCUGGGAGGGCUGCUGGUGGGAGUCUCUGUGCUGCUGGGAGGGCUGCUGGUGGGAGUCUCUGUGCUGCUGGGAGGGCUGCUGGUGGGAGUCUCUGUGCUGCUGGGAGGGCUGCUGGUGGGAGUCUCGCUGCUGCUGGGAGGGCUGCUGGUGGGAGUCUCUGUGCUGCUGGGAGGGCUGCUGGUGGGAGUCUCGCUGCUGCUGGGAGGGCUGCUGGUGGGAGUCUCUGUGCUGCUGGGAGGGCUGCUGGUGGGAGUCUCUGUGCUGCUGGGAGGGUGGUGGCUUGGAGUGCCGGCAAUGGGAGUCCAACUGCUGCGCGGGUCACAAUGGGAGGAGCAGCCUCCUGA
Closterium sp. Yama58-4 is the source of this 2445-nucleotide messenger RNA. The record is from the annotation of a GenBank genome assembly. NCBI's taxonomy places the organism in Eukaryota, Viridiplantae, Streptophyta, Zygnematophyceae, Desmidiales, Closteriaceae.